AUGAAUGUUGAUGCUGGGACUAUGGCGCCUACAGAACACGGGGAAGUCUUUGUACUCGAUGACGGCGGAGAAGUCGACCUCGACCUCGGAAACUACGAGCGCUACCUAAACAUCACACUCACUCGUGAGAACAACAUCACCACCGGCAAGAUCUACCAACACGUCAUUGAGCGCGAGCGUCGCGGUGACUACCUCGGAAAGACCGUCCAAGUCGUCCCUCACUUGACCGACGCGAUUCAAGACUGGAUCGAGCGUGUGGCACGUAUCCCCGUCGAUGAUACCAAUGAGGCGCCAGAUGUGUGCAUUAUCGAAUUGGGAGGUACGGUGGGAGAUAUCGAGAGUGCACCGUUUAUCGAGGCCAUGAGACAAUUGAAAAGAAGAGCAGGAAAGAACAAUUUCUUGCAGGUCCAUGUUUCGCUUAUUCCUGUUAUUCAGGGAGAGCAGAAAACUAAGCCCACUCAACAAGCUAUUCGCGAUGUUGGACGGGCUGGCUUGGUGCCGGAUUUGAUUGCUUGCAGAUGUGAUAUCCCACUAGAGAAGGGAACGAUCGAUAAGAUCGCCAUGUUCUGCCAAGUCGAACCCGAGCAGGUCGUUGCCGUCCACAAUGUUUCAUCGACAUACCACGUUCCCCUCCUCCUCGAGAAGCAAGGUCUGGUUGAGACUAUCCGAAAUAUCCUCAAGUUGGACGAUAUUCCCAAGGCAAAAAGCUUGGUUGACAGAGGACAGCGAACAUGGACUGAAUGGAAGAAUCUCACCUCGCAGCAAGACCGACUUUUCGACACUGUAUCCAUCGUCCUGGUCGGCAAAUACACGAACCUCCACGACAGCUACCUUUCCGUCAUCAAGUCACUGGAACACAGUGCCAUGCGCUGUGGCAAGAAACUCAACCUUGUCUGGGUUGAUGCUUCCAAUCUCGAGGAGCAAGCCCGCACCGACGACCCCGCGGCAUUCCAUAAAGCCUGGCACAACGUUUGCACCGCCAAUGGUAUUCUGGUUCCCGGAGGGUUCGGCCAGCGCGGUACAGAGGGUAUGAUCGCCGCUGCAAAGUGGGCACGUACAAACAAGACCCCAUACCUGGGUAUCUGUCUGGGUAUGCAAAUUGCCGUCAUCGAGUUCGCCCGUAAUGUUUGUGGCAUUACCGGCGCCAGUUCCGUCGAACUCAACGAGCAAUGUUCCGACCCACUCGUCAUCUUCAUGCCCGAAAUUGACAAGACCAACCUCGGCGGAACUAUGCGUCUCGGUCUCCGCCCGACGCUCUUCCAACCGGGAAGCGAAUGGUCUCGUCUUCGCCAGCUGUAUGGCGAGAAGCUCGAGAUCCAAGAGCGUCAUCGCCACAGAUACGAAGUCAACCCCGAGUACAUCGACCGCCUCGCUGAAGCAGGCCUCAACUUCAUCGGCAAGGAUGACAAGGGCGUCCGUAUGGAGAUCAUCGAACUCAAGGACCAUCCCUGGUAUGUCGGCGUGCAGUUCCAUCCAGAGUACUUGAGCAGAGUCCUGGACCCAAGUAAGCCGUACUUGGGCUUCGUGGCUGCUGCUGCCGGGUGUCUGGAGAAGGUCACGGAGGAUAUGGGAAAGAGCGCUGCACUUGUGAAUGGAAGCGCGGAGGCGAGCUUGGUUAAUGGCCUCAAUGGCGUCCGGAUUUAA
This is a messenger RNA of Cadophora gregata, 1644 nucleotides long. Its product is annotated as CTP synthase ura7. The transcript has 3 exons. The coding region runs from base 1 to 1644 and encodes 547 amino acids. The record is from RefSeq and is a predicted model, not a curated record. Gene Ontology annotation, cellular component: cytoplasm; cytoophidium. NCBI's taxonomy places the organism in Eukaryota, Fungi, Ascomycota, Leotiomycetes, Helotiales, Ploettnerulaceae. Gene Ontology annotation, biological process: pyrimidine nucleobase biosynthetic process; CTP biosynthetic process. Gene Ontology annotation, molecular function: CTP synthase activity; identical protein binding.